AUGAUAUUUCUUUUAAUAGUUUUGAAUCUUAUUGCUUAUACUUUGCAAGACAAAAAUGUUUCAUUGAGAUCAAACGCAAUUGUCCAAGUGACUAGCUCUAAACAGUAAACUAAAAGUAGAAAACUUGCUUCUCUUUGCAAUUAAAAUUGUACUUGUGGUCCUGGAUUUGCAUAUCCAUAAUGUGGUUAUUGCCAAAAUGGCUUAAUUUAUUAUCCUACUAACAAUACCUGUUAAAAUUCUAAUAUCUGUAGAAGUACUCCUGGUAUGUUAAUAGACAAUAAUAACGGUGGUACCUAAACAUGUACAUAAUGUAUUACAGGAUAUUAGUUAAUAGGAAGUCUAUGUUAUCAGAAUUGUCCAUCAGGAACUUAUAGGUACCCUGACUUAAGUUGCAAAUCAUGUAAUACUUCAAAUAAAUAAUAUAUAGAUGGUUAAAAUUAUUGUUAGUAAUGUGACUCUUCUUGCUAGACUUGUAAUGGAUCUAGUUAAAAUAAUUGCUAAAGCUGUCCUUUUGGCACUAGUUUGUAUCCAGAUGGUUCAUGUAAAAUAUGUAAUUUAGAUAAUAAAUAAUACCUUGAUUCAUCUUAAAUCUGCUAAAACUGUAAUUCGUCUUGUUAAACUUGUGAUGGAUCUAGCCAAAACCAAUGCUUAUCAUGCCCUUCUGGUACUAAUUUGUAUCCAGAUAGAAGUUGUAAAUUUUGCGAUUUAACAAAUAAGUAGUUUUUGGAUACUCAUCAUAUCUGUUAAUCUUGUGAUAGCUCUUGUUAGUAAUGUAGUGGUCCCAGCUCUAUUUAAUGUAUAAGUUGUCCUUCAGGAACUAAUUUAUUUCCAGAUAAUAGUUGCAGAUUUUGCGAUAAAGCAAAUAAAAAAUAUUUAGAUAGUUCAAAUGUUUGUAGGGAUUGUGAUUAAACUUGUUAAACAUGCAGUGGACCUACUACUACUUAAUGCUUAACCUGCACUUCAGGGACUAAUUUUUAUCCAGACAAAACUUGUAGAUUUUGUGAUAUAGCAAAUAAAUAAUACUUAGAUAGCUCAAAUAUAUGUUAAUAAUGUGAUGUUACUUGUUAAACAUGCAAUGGAUCUGCUCCGACUUCAUGUUUAACAUGUCCAAAUGGAACAUCACUUUAUCCAGAUCGCUCUUGUAAAGUAUGUAAUACAAGCAAUAAAUAAUAUAUUGACUCAUAAUAAUCUUGUUAGUACUGUGAUAGCAGUUGUUAAACUUGUGAUGGAUCAUCUCCUGAUAAUUGUUUAUCUUGCCCUUCAGGAUAUUUUAAAUAAGGAAACAAAUGCAUAUAAUGUAAUGCUGCUUGUAAAGAAUGCAUUGGUACAAGUGAUUAAGAUUGUAUAGAAUGCAAUUAAUUAUAUUUUUAAUUUGAUAAAAACACUAAGAUUUGUUAGAAAUGUCCAAACGAUUAAUAUCUCAAAUAUUCUAACUAAUCCUGUUCUAAUUGUGAUUAUCAGUGUAUUCCUUGCAAUUCUAUACCUUUAACUUUUAGCAUGUUUUAAAUAGAUUCAAAUUUAUCUUCAAGCUAAGAUUAUUGCUUAGUUUGUAGUUGUAAAUAAUGCUUAAGUGGGUAUGUAAAAUUUAAUGACCAGUAGUGUAUAGCUAGUUGUGAUGAAAUAGGCAGCAAUUAUCAAUACGAUUCUUCCACAAAUAGUUGCUAAUGUUAGCCUGGAUAUAAUUAUUAAGUUAAAAACCCUAUCAAAAAUAAUUUUGACUGUGCUCAAGGGUAUGGUUAAGGAUAUUAUUGCAACGAUUCAAAUAAAUGCUUUUAGUGUAGUUAGAAUUGUAGCCAAUGUUCUGACAUCUAAACUUGUUAGAAAUGUGGCAAAGGGUUUUAUCUAUGGAAAAAUAAUUGCUAUUCAAGCUGUUUUCCAGAUUUAAAUAUUGUACCUAAUGAAAAUUCUGGAGAAUGCGAGUGCACUUAAGGGUAUUUUUUGCAAAAACUUUCAACUCCAAUCUAAAAUUAAUUUGAUUCUUGUUAACUUGUUUUAGCUUUGUAAGAAAUACAAAUUCACAAUAAAUUAAUGGAGAGCUAAGAUUAAACUCUUUCAUCAAACUUUUAUGAUAACUUGAUUGUGUUUUAAUAUAAUCGUGAGCUAACCAAGGAAGAGUAUCAAUCAUUUUAAUUUUAGAUAGAUGAUGAAAUUUUAAAUUAAGGCUCAGAUUUUUAAAUUAUAAGCACUAGUUAAUAAAUGUAAAAUAUUUUGUGCACUGUUAGAUCUGCACAAAAUAGAAAAAUAAAAUAAUUGAGAAUAUAAUUAUUAAAUUCUAUUUAAAACUACUAAAUUUAAAACACAAUUCUUGUUUCUAAUGAAUAUUCAAAGUAAUCUUCUGAUGCUUUAUCAUCUAAAUAAAUAUCAUAAUCCUUUGAAUCUAUGAGUUAAACUUUCUCAGGAGACUAAAACAGCGCUACAGGAAAAACUAUUUCUUUUCUCAAACAAUUCUAAGUUCUAUGCUAUAUUUCAAAUUUUGUUUAGAUUUUACCUUUGAUAUAUCUAAUUAGAGAUAAAUUACCUGAUAAAAUAAAAUUUUCCUCUUUAUUUGGAGUUUCAAUAAUAUUUAAUAAGACACCUCCACCUUCAUAAAUAACAAUAUCUUCUUUAGAAAUAUCUACAAAUGAUUACACUGAAUAACUAAAAAAUACACUAUAAUAAUUUGGGAUAUCAUCUAAUUUCUAUGAAAAUUUCUUACAAGCACAUUUACUGAUAACAAUUUCAAUAAGGGAGAGUUUUUGUUUUAAAAAAUACCAAAUAUUUAUGGAGAUAUUGAAUUUACUAUGA
Messenger RNA from Tetrahymena thermophila SB210, 2784 nucleotides. Its product is annotated as zinc finger lsd1 subclass family protein. The record is from RefSeq and is a predicted model, not a curated record. Lineage: Eukaryota; Ciliophora; Oligohymenophorea; Hymenostomatida; Tetrahymenidae. The transcript is spliced from 4 exons.